This is a messenger RNA of Archocentrus centrarchus (flier cichlid), 1719 nucleotides long. Its product is annotated as protein NLRC3-like. The record is from RefSeq and is a predicted model, not a curated record. The annotation marks the transcript as partial. NCBI's taxonomy places the organism in Eukaryota, Metazoa, Chordata, Actinopteri, Cichliformes, Cichlidae. The transcript has 4 exons.
AUGGAAAGAGUCAGUCAGGAGUCAAAUGUUUCCAUUUCCCACCAGAAUCACACUGACCUGGACUUCAUAUUCAUGCUGCUGGAGGACAACAUUGUUGCUUUUGUGAAGAAUGAGCUAAAGCAGAUGAAGAGUUCUCUGAAUCCAGAUUAUGAAGAAUUCUUAGAAAGUCAGAAUGAGGAUGAGGAGCAGAGGAGCAGAAGAGAGGCAUUUCUGAAGCUCACAGUGCACUUCCUUCAGAGAAUGAAGGAAAAGGAACUCGCUGCCUAUCUGCAGAGCAAAAACUCCCGUCCAUGCUUUAAGUGUAAACUUAAAUCUAACAUGAAGAAGAAGUUCCAGUGUGUGUUUGAGGGCAUUGAUAAAGCACAGACUCUAUCCAUGCUGAAUCAAAUCUACGCAGAGCUCUACAUCACAGAGGGAGGGAGGGGAGAGGUCAAUAAUGAACAUGAGGUCAGACACACUGAAACAUUUUUCAGGAAAGCAGACAGAGCAGAAACAGCAAUCAGACGUGAAGACAUCUUUAAAACAUCACCUGAAAGAGACAAAGCAGUCAGAACAGUGCUGACAAAGGGAGUGGCAGGAAUCGGGAAAACAUUCCUAACACAGAAGUUCACUCUGGACUGGGCUGAAAAUAAAACCAACCAGGACAUCCAGUUCAUGUUUCCAUUCACUUUCAGAGAGCUGAGUCUGCUGAAGGAUAAAAAGUUCAGUUUGGUGGGACUUGUUCAUCAUUUCUUUACUGAAACCAAAGAAGCAGGAAUCUGCAGCUUUGAAAAGUUCAAGGUUGUGUUCAUCUUUGAUGGUCUGGAUGAGUGUCGACUUCCUCUGGACUUCCACAACACUGAGAUCCUGACUGAUGUCACAGAGUCCACAUCAGUGGAUGUUUUGCUGAUAAACCUCAUCAGGGGGAAUCUGCUUCCUUCUGCUCACAUCUGGAUAACCACACGACCUGCAGCAGCCAAUCGGAUCCCUGCUGAGUGUGUAGACAUGGUUACAGAGGUCAGAGGGUUCACUGACCUACAAAAAGAGGAGUACUUCAGGAAGAAAUUCAGAGAUGAAAAUCAGGCCAACAUCAUAAUGUCCCACAUCAAGACAUCUCAUAGCCUCCACAUCAUGUGCUACAUCCCAGUCUUCUGCUGGAUCACUGCUACAGUUCUGGAGAAUUUGUUAAAAACAAGUGAGAAAGGAGAGCUGCCCAAGACUCUGACUGAGAUGUACAUCCACUUCCUGGUUGUUCAGAUCAAAGUGAAGAACAUCAAGUAUGACAGAGGGGGAAAGACAGAUCCACACUGGACCCCAGAGAACAAGAAGAUGAUUGAGGCUCUGGGGAAACUGGCUUUUCAGCAGCUGCAGAAGGGCAACCUGAUCUUCUAUGAAUCAGAGCUGACAGAGUGUGGCAUCAAUAUCAGAGAGGCCUCAGUGUACUCAGGAGUGUUCACACAGAUCUUUAAAGAAGAGAGAGGGCUCUACCAGGAGAAGGUGUUCUGCUUCAUCCAUCUGAGUGUUCAGGAGUUUCUGGCUGCUCUUCAUGUCCAUCUGACAUUCACCAACUCUGGUGUCAACCUGCUGGAAGAAGAACAAACAGCAUCAGUGCCGACUGAAGAGCCUUCAGUGAGACACUUCUACCAGAGUGCUGUGGACAAGGCCUUAGAGAGUCCAAAUGGACACCUGGACUUGUUCCUCCGGUUCCUCCUGGGUCUUUCACUGCAGACCAAUCAGACU